AGGUGGAUAGAAAAAGCAACCUGAAAAAGGAAGAAAGAAAAAGAUCUUUUAAAGGCCACAAAAUGUUUAUGUGGCUCAAAUUCAUCUUCACUUCUGAUGUGGCACUUCAAACCUUUCUCAACGGAUCAACACUUUCUCACUCUUUCACAACGUGUCACUUUUCUUUUCUCUCUCUCUACAACAACCUUUUACAACAUCUUUUUUUCUCUUUCUACUACAACAACAGAAAAAGUUUUCAUCUGUUUUUAGCAACAAAAAUGUUGGAAACAAAAGACUCUGCGAUCAAACUGUUUGGAAAAACAAUUCCAAUUUUGGAGGUUCGUGUUGGAGAUGUUGUUGUUGAGAGUAUUGAUGAUGAUCAUCAUCAUUUUUCUACAAACUCUUCAAAUGAGUCUCGGAAUAAUAAGGAUGAACAAGACCAAGAGAUUGAGAAGAACACAUUGGGAGAAAAACCAUCGGAUGAAAAGAAUGAAGAUGGAAUCCCUAUACAAUCAACAGAGGAAUUCACCAAUCCAGAUGCAGCCUCUAGAACUGAUGAAGAAUCUAUUACUGUAUCCACUGAAAGGAAGGCUGCUACAUUGAAAACCUCAAAGACCGAAGAAGAACAGGACGAGACGAGUAAUUCACAAGAUAAGAUCCUCAAAAAACCGGACAAAAUAGUUCCUUGUCCUCGCUGUAAUAGCAUGGACACGAAGUUCUGCUACUAUAAUAAUUACAAUGUCAACCAACCCCGUCAUUUCUGCAAGAACUGCCAGAGAUAUUGGACUGCCGGUGGAACCAUGAGAAACGUACCGGUAGGUGCCGGUCGUAGAAAAAACAAGAGCUCUUCUUCUCACUAUCGCCAGAUAACUGUCUCAGAAGCGACACUCCAGAAUUCUCGGAUACACCCUUCCGUGAAAUGCAACGGUACAAUCCUUACAUUUGGAUCUAAUUCACCUGUAUGUGAAUCAAUGGCAUCUGUUUUGAAACAUGCUGAUAAAACAAUGCAAAAUUACACAAGAAAUGGAUAUCAUAAACAUGAAGAACUAAGAAUUUGUGUUCCUCAUACCAGUGAAGAACAAGGCGAGGAUCAGUCAAAUAAAUCGUCAGUUACCUCCACAAAGUCGACGGAAGGUGCAACCACCAAUGUAUCUCAAGAACAAGCUAUGUGGAAUGACCAUAGCUUCCCACCACAAGGUGGCUACUUUCCUCAUGGAACUCCUUGGCAUUUACCAUGGAAUCCAGUGCAAAUGAGCUCACCGAUUCCACCUCCGGCCUUCUGUCCACCAGGAUUUUCCAUGCCAUUCUAUCCUGCAACAACUUAUUGGGGUUGUACCAUGCCAAGUGCAUGGAACAUUCCACGGCAAGCACAACCAUCAUCACCGAAUGGUGCAAACCAUGACUCUACUCCAAACUCUCCAACCUUAGGUAAACAUUCAAGGGAGGACAACAUGCUAAAAUCAAGUGAAGGAGAUGGUAAGAAAGAAAUAAGCGAAGAAAAGAGCUUGUGGUUUCCUAAAACUUUGAGGAUUGAUGACUCUGAGGAAGCAGAAAAAAGCUCUUUCUGGACAACACUUGGGAUUAAGAACAACAACGCCGACUCAGUUCCUCCGAGAAGACUCUUUCAGGCAUUCCCUUCAAAGUGUGACGAGAAAAAUCACUUGGUACAAGUGUCUUCAGUCUUGCAAGCCAAUCCAGCGGCAUUGUCUAGGUCGCUUCACUUUCACGAGACUUCGUAACCACUUAUAUAUUUUGGUAAUUGUGUUUUUGGUUGUGUCAAACUGAUUUGGCCGUGUUCAACCUUUUCACGAGAAAAUCACAAACUAUAAAGUCAGUUUUGUUCCGCAGUCUUGUUAAUUUGUUGCAGUUCUUGUUGAAUGCCAACCGAAUAGGAGAAAAAGAUUGGUUCUUACUGCAUUUUCAACAAGAACCACAUUAAUGGAGCAUUCUUGCGCCUGUUAGUUCAUGUAUAUAUAAGUUUAUAUGACAUAGUGAGACAUAGUGAGUUUGUUUUCCAAGACCUCUUAGAUGUAUAUAAAUAAGGAUAAGAAUAACAAUGAGGGGUUCAAUUUGUACUUUCCUGGCUUCUUUCUUUCAUAAUGCAACUUAUUUAGUUGAAACUUUAAUGGCUGGUUGUAGCAUCAGUGUUUAAUUUCUUAAUCUUAAAUAUGUACAGAGAUGAAAAUGUAAAUGCAUAGUUUUCUCUAUGGAA
This is a messenger RNA of Medicago truncatula (barrel medic), 2191 nucleotides long. RefSeq names its product cyclic dof factor 2. The coding region runs from base 63 to 1718 and encodes 551 amino acids. Gene Ontology annotation, biological process: regulation of DNA-templated transcription. Gene Ontology annotation, molecular function: DNA binding; DNA-binding transcription factor activity. The record is from RefSeq and is a predicted model, not a curated record. The transcript is spliced from 2 exons. Lineage: Eukaryota; Viridiplantae; Streptophyta; Magnoliopsida; Fabales; Fabaceae.